AUGGGGUCUUGUAAAGACCAAGAACGACGAGAGCAAGGGAAGUGUGUGUGGGUUCAAGGACCUAUCAUUGUAGGUGCUGGACCCUCAGGGUUAGCCGUAGCUGCUUGUCUCUCUGAUCAUGGAGUACCUUACGUGAUUCUUGAGAGGAGUGACUGCAUAACUUCUCUUUGGCAAAACAGGACCUACGACCGUCUCAAACUCCACCUUCCCAAAGAGUUCUGUGAGCUUCCCUUAAUGGGUUUCCCUAGUAAUUUCCCAAAGUACCCUACAAAGUACCAGUUCAUCUCCUACAUGGACUCCUAUGCUUCACGAUUCUCUAUUCACCCAAGGUUCAACCAAGCUGUUCUCAGUGCGGAGUUUCAUCCAAGUUGUGAAAUUUGGGUGGUUAGAACUCAUGAUUUUCAGUACAUUUCCCCGUGGCUUAUAGUUGCUACAGGAGAGAAUGCUGAGCCUAUUAUUCCCUCAAUUCCUGGGAUGGACAAGUUUCUUGGACCCAUUGUUCAUUCCAGCUUGUACAAGUCUGGUUCUAGUUACAAAAACAAGAAGGUUUUGGUGAUUGGUUGUGGUAACUCAGGAAUGGAAGUUAGCUUUGACCUUUGCAGGCACAAAGCCAUCCCCUAUAUGGUUGCAAGAGACACAGUACAUGUUCUGCCAAGGGAGAUGUUUGGUUUGUCAACUUAUGGAAUAGCUAUGGCACUGUUUAGAUAUCUUCCUUUAAAAUUUGUAGACAAGUUUCUAUUGCUGGUUGCUAGCUUCAUGUUGGGAAACACCGAUCGCUAUGGCAUCAGGAGGCCCAAGAUGGGUCCAAUUGAACUCAAACUUGCCACUGGGAAAACCCCUGUCCUUGAUGUUGGACAAGUUGCACAAAUUAAAUCCGGUAACAUAAAGGUGAUGGAAGGUGUGAAGGAGAUAACAAGAAAUGGUGCCAAAUUUAUGAAUGGACAAGAAUAUGAGUUCCAAGCUAUAAUAUUGGCAACGGGAUACAAGAGCAACGUACCCACUUGGCUCAAGAGCUGUGAAUCUUUCACCAAAGAUGGAAUGCCCAAAACGUCAUUUCCCGAAGGUUGGAAGGGAGAGAAUGGAUUGUAUACGGUGGGGUUCACAAGAAGAGGUCUUCUUGGAACAGCAUCUGAUGCCGUUAAGAUCGCUAAAGACAUCGCUAAUCAGUGGAAGACCGUUAAGGACAAGACAUACUGUAAUUCCCAUAUCAUUUUGCUCAAGAGUACAUAA
Molecule: messenger RNA, 1230 nt
Organism: Gastrolobium bilobum
Lineage: Eukaryota; Viridiplantae; Streptophyta; Magnoliopsida; Fabales; Fabaceae
Product: probable indole-3-pyruvate monooxygenase YUCCA4
Exons: 4
Coding region: 1-1230 (409 amino acids)
Biological process (GO): auxin biosynthetic process
Cellular component (GO): endoplasmic reticulum membrane
Molecular function (GO): flavin adenine dinucleotide binding; NADP binding; N,N-dimethylaniline monooxygenase activity
Source: RefSeq, a predicted model, not a curated record